Molecule: messenger RNA, 1047 nt
Organism: Lepisosteus oculatus (spotted gar)
Lineage: Eukaryota; Metazoa; Chordata; Actinopteri; Semionotiformes; Lepisosteidae
Source: RefSeq, a predicted model, not a curated record
UGUCUCGGUCAGGGUCCAAACGGUCGCCUUAACACCAUGAGACGCUUGUCAUGAGAUGGCCCGUUAGUUUGAGUAAAGAAAUGUCUGCUUCUUUCCUACACUGCACUGUCUGUAAUUUAGCUUGCAUUUCAUGUCCUCGUUUUCAUUGUUCUUAGAAUAGAAACGAUACCUUUUCACACCCUUCGACUCUCGCACAUGGCUGUCCACCUAUAAAAGCGCAGUUGGGUGAUCAAUGAUUAGCAUAAAUGCUAAGGGUUCGCCUGCUGUUGUGUCCAGUCUCCAUAGUUACUUUCGCGGGGUAAAUCCGCGCCUGCACUUGAAAGGAAACCAAGGGGAGUCAGCGACAACGAGUUAAAACACAGACGCAGAAGUUCACAGACAUGGCAGUGGUUUAUAAAGUCUCCUCAACAGAGAGAUUGCAGCUGAUGGAACGCGAGCUGUCAUCUCAGUUGUCCGCUCUGAAAACAGAGAUAGAAGAAAAUGGAGUUUUACAAGGGACACCAGCAAAGUCAUACAGCUCUGUGCCCAUUCCAAAGGACAUGUCCUACUUCAGACAAGAGAGAGAGCUGGUGCUGAGACGAGCCUUACAGGUUGCGGCCGCCAGACCUGUCUUGGUGCAGGCGGAUGCAAUGCAGAGGGAGCUGGAGAGCUGCCUGAGCCGGGAGUACACUCCAGAGAGCCUUCCCUUGCUGCUGCACCAGUUUUACACAGACCGCAGCUACCAGCUCGCACAGUGUAAAUACCAGUACAUGCUGCGAUGGAGGAGGUUCUGUCGACACUCCAGCAUCAUUGAACAACUGUAUCCUCUGUAUAAGCACGUUCUGGAAAAGAUUAAAUUCGUAAUGACUGGGGAGUUUCCUCAAGCCAUCACAUCACAGAAAAAUCAAGAGCAUGUCAUAUCAUCACUGUCUGUUCGUUGUGACCACACAUUUGUCCAUUCUCCUGUUUUGGAACAGCCAGGUAGGGGUAGAUUUGCGUUUGUCCUGAUUUUUAAACUUGUACAUUUCAUUUAUCUUCUGCAGGUGUUCUGUUAUUGAUAUUGUGAGA